CCCCCACUACCCCGCGCUGGAGGGGCAGAGCCGAGCUGGGACCCCAGGGCAGGAAGGACCUGUGAGCCGCGCUGGGGCAGGAGCCACUCGGUCUGGGCAGCAGAAAUCCCUCCCCAUCUUCCGGGUGGGGGUGGGGCGGCCUUGGCCUCUCUCUGCAGGGACAGGUGUCGGCCACCUCUCCACUCCCAAAGUCUAGGGGCUGGAAGGCCAGGCAGGGACUUGGCUGCCCUGACUCCUUCGUCUCUCUGUCCCUCUGUCUCUGCCAUCAGUCUCUCAGCCACUCCACCCACGAGAUGGUGAGUCUCCUGUGGUCCCUCCCCAACAAGGCCCAAGUCCCUGGGCAGAGAGUGGGCCCAGAGGACAGCAGACAGCACCCAGGACCUAAGCCUGGGAGUUGCCCCUGCAGACAGCUCAGACCCACAACCAGCUCCCCCACCCCCACCCUGCGGCUGCGUCCUGGGAGCAGGGCACUCUUAGUGCCCUAUGACAUUCAUUCAUUCCAUGGCCCCUCAGGGAGCUCACCUUCUAGGAGACGGCACAGAGGCUCUGGCCCUGGCAAACUGGGAUUCGAGCCCAGGAGUGAGGCCCAGUCCUCUGCCGUCUGGGCCACAGCACACCAUCUCCCAACAACCAAGAGAUUCUCUUCGUCCCAGCCUCAUCAGCCCCCAGGGGAUGGGAGAGGGCAGACACCAGGCAACAAGGCCCAAAGAGCCCUCACGACUUGCUCAAGGUGGCUGAGCCUGUCCCCUGGAGGACAGACCCAGCUGCCAGGCCUGUCCAGGCCUGGGGACUGCAACGAACAAGAAUUCCAUUCACACGAAGCCUCCCAGCAGCCCCAUAUGGGGGGGUGCCAGCCUCAGAGAGGGGAGGGACGUUAGGUUUCAUCCAAAGAAAGCAUUUCCAUGACUCAAAAUAUCUGCAGAGGGGAUACUGUCUAGUCUCCUCAUGUCUAGCCCAGGGCUGGGCACACAGUAGGGCUUCAAGACCUAUGCGGGGAUGACAGUGGAAUCACAUUUAGGUGUCAGCACACUCCAUGCCAGGUCAUAAGAGAGAAAUAAGCCACCCCAGAGUGAUGGCUGGGUUCGUUCAUUCAUCUACUCUUCAGUCAACAAACACUUACUGAAAAGUGGCUGUGUGCCAGGCACGCUUUAGGUGCUGGGGUUGCCUCCAUGAAUAAAACAAGCAGAAAACUCUGCUGCUGUGAAGCAAGCUAAGGCGGAGCCCAGCAUGGUGGGAGCGGGAGGGGCGGGCCAGCAGGACACUGCUUCCUGCCAUCCCCCCAGGGGCACCACACAGAACAGUUUACAAAGCACUCCCACGGUUGCGUUCCCAUUAACAAGCCUUCACCCCCAACACAAGCCUUUCCUCUCCUAGUCCCCGGGAUGGUGUCAGCCCUGAAUAUAGCCCAGGCUGGGAGAGUGGGGGGCUUACACCCUUGGGUGACUUAAUGUGCCCACUGGCCCACCCUGCCCAAGACCCACCACUUCUGCCCUCUCAGCUCUCCCUGGAUCCAUCGGGUCCCGAGUGGGAUUGCCCACUGGGCUCCAAGGACCUGGAGGAAGAGGGCCCCUGGGGAGGGGGCUCUGGCCUGCCGCCCACAGGCUGCUUCCCUGGCUCCUGGCGCCAGGACGUGGGCCUGGACUGCAAGGGAUCCCCCGAGGGGGCCGAGGCCCGGGCUUGGAGUGUCUACUACUACAGCCUCCUGCAGAGCUGUCUGCAGCAAGCUGGCCUUCCGGAGACCCAGGACCGCAGCCAGGUGCCCCGCACAGGCUGUCCUGGGGCGGAGGUGACCUUGUGCGUUCUGGGCUCCCCCAGCACCUUUCUGCCUGUGCUGCUGGAGGGUGGGGUCCAGAGCCCGGGAAACAUGCUCCUUUGCCUGUCCCCUGCUUGGCUGAUGAAGGUGCCAGCACCCGGGCAGCCGGGUGAGGCAGCCCUGCUAGUCUCCAAGGCUGUGAGCUUCCACCCUGGGGGCCUGACAUUCCUGGAUGACUUUGUCCCCCCACGUCGUGCCACCUACUUUCUGGCAGGCCUGGGCCUGGGGCCCGGCCGGGGCCGAGAGGCAGCAGAACUCGCCCGUGACCUGACCUGCCCCACGGGAGCUUCGGCUGAGCUGGCCCGGCUGCUGGAGGACCGGCUGCUGACAAGGCAGUUGCUGGCCCAGCAGGGUGGUGUGGCUGUGCCAGAGACCCUGGCUUUCACCUACAAGCCGCCAGGGCUGCUGCGGGGAGGGGAUGCCAGCCCAGGGCUACGGCUGAUGGAGCUGAGUGGCAAAGAGGGCCAGGAGACGCUGGUGAAAGAGGAAGUGGAAGCUUUUCUGCGCUCCGAGGCCCUGGGCGAUAUCCUGCAGGUGGCCGUGAAGCUCAGUGGCUGGCGCUGGCGGGGGCGGCAGGCAUUGCGUCUGCACCCGCGGGUAGAGCUGGGUGCAGUGGUGGACACAGUGCUGGCGCUGCUGGAGAAGCUGGAGGAGGAGGAGAGUGUCCUGGUGGAGGCUGUGUACCCACCUGUCCAGCUGCCCUGCUCAGAUGGUCCUUCACCCGGCCCUGGCCUGGCCGUGCGAAUCUGUGCUGUGGUGUGUCGGACACAGGGCGACAGGCCACUGCUGAGCAAGGUGGUGUGCGGCGUGGGCCGCGGGGACCGCCCUCUACGGCACCACAACUCCCUGCCGAGGACGCUGGAGGUGGCGCUGGCCCAGUGCGGCCUGGGCGAGGAGGCGCAGGUGGCGGCCGUGCGGCAGCGCGUCAAGGCAGCGGCCGAGGCCGCGCUGGCCGCCGUGCUGGCUCUGGAGGCCGGCCUGAGUGCCGAGCAGCGCGGCGGGCGCCGGGCGCACACGGACUUCCUGGGCGUGGAUUUCGCGCUGACGGCGGCCGGCGGCGUGCUGACCCCAGUGGCCCUGGAGCUGAACGGCGGCCUGUGCCUGGAGGCGUGCGGCGCGCUCGAGGGGCUGUGGGCCGCGCCGCGGCUGGGGCCGGCGGCCGACGACGCGGCGGCCGCGCCGCUGGUGGAGACCAUGCUUCGGCGGUCGGCGCGCUGCCUCAUGGAGGGAAAGCAGCUGCUGGUGGUCGGUGCUGGCGGCGUCAGCAAGAAGUUCGUGUGGGAGGCGGCGCGCGACUACGGGCUCCAGCUGCACCUCGUGGAGUCAGACCCCAACCACUUUGCAUCACAGUUGGUACAGACCUUCAUCCACUUUGACAUGACCGAGCACCGGAGGGAUGAGGAGAACGCACGGCUGCUGGCAGAGUUGGUACGGGCGCGCGGCCUCAAGCUAGAUGGCUGCUUCUCCUACUGGGACGACUGCCUGGUGCUCACAGCCCUGCUCUGCCAGGAGCUAGGUCUGCCCUGCAGCUCCCCAGCUGCCAUGCGCCUGGCUAAGCAGAAGAGCCUCACCCAGCUGCACCUGUUGCGCCACCAUGGCCCACCCUGGCCUGCGCCCUCCCUCCAUGCUGUGCCCUGCUGCCCACUGGAGAGCGAGGCUGAUGUAGAGAGGGCCGUGCACCAGGUACCCCUUCCAGGUGUCAUGAAGCUGGAGUUCGGGGCAGGUGCGGUGGGCGUGCGGCUGGUAGAGGAUGUGCCACAGUGCCAUGAGCACUUUUCCCGGAUUACCCGAGACUUGCAGGGCGAGGCUGACCACCCAGGCAUUGGGCUGGGCUGGGGCAAUGCCAUGCUGCUGAUGGAGUUUGUGGAGGGCACCGAGCACGAUGUGGACCUGGUGUUGUUUGGUGGGCGGCUGCUGGCUGCCUUUGUCUCCGACAAUGGCCCUACGAGGCUGCCUGGCUUCACUGAGACGGCAGCCUGCAUGCCUACCGGGCUGGCACCAGAGCAGGAGGCACAGAUGGUUCAGGCAGCCUUUCGCUGUUGCCUGGGCUGUGGGCUGCUCGAUGGAGUCUUCAACGUGGAGCUCAAGCUGACCGGGGCUGGGCCUCGGCUUAUCGAGAUCAACCCCCGCAUGGGUGGCUUCUACCUGCGUGAUUGGAUCCUGGAGCUCUAUGGCGUGGACCUGCUGCUGGCUGCUGUUAUGGUGGCCUGCGGCCUGCGGCCUGCCCUGCCCACCCACCCACGUGCUCGUGGCCAUCUGGUGGGCGUCAUGUGCCUUGUGUCCCAGCACCUACAGGCCCUGAGUUCCACCGCCAGCCGUGAGACCCUGCAGGCCCUGCACGACCGUGGCCUGCUACGCCUCAAUCUGCUGGAGGAGGCCCUGGUGCCUGGCGAGUACGAGGAGCCCUACUGCAGUGUGGCCUGUGCCGGGCCCAGCCCCACCGAGGCCCGCCUCCGCCUGCUGGGCCUCUGCCAGGGCCUGGGCAUCGAUGGGCCCAGCUACCCUGUUGCUCACUUCCUGUCUCACUUCAAAUAGCACUGGGGCCAGGGGGCAGGGAAGCAGUGCUGGGAGGAGGCACUGUGGUGCCCUCUGCUCCCUGGAGCUCUUCUUGCUUCUCUCCCCGUCGCCAUGCCCCAGCCCCAGCCUGCCCGCUGCAAUGCCUAGGUCUGUUCCAGAGCAGCAGGGCAAUUUAGACACCAAGGCAUCCUGGACUCAAGGGCCUCUUGCCCUCCCGAAGGCCCCAGUCCAGCCCACAGCUUCCCCAGCAUUCUAGCCUUGGAGAAGUGACAAUGGCCACACACACACACACACACACACACACACACACACACCCCUCUGUCGCCAGCUCCCCAGGUGGGAGUGGGCCCAAACCCAGCCCCUCCUGUCCACCUCUCCAGGUCUCACUCUCUUCCUGCCACCUACAAGAGGAGAGGACCUGGCUGGGCCCCAAGUCUUGGACAAAUCCUGGGAAAACCUGAGACUAGAACCCUUGUCUUCCUCUUACCCAAAUUCUAGGAUAGCUCUAGAGCCUGCUGGAAACUUGGCGGCAUCCAACCUGCCUCAUUUGGCCUGAGCGGUAGAGGCAGGUGGCCCGUGGACAGAAGUAAUCCUCUUUCCGCUCACCCCAGGCAGACACAACUGCCUAUAUUCCCCCGAUGAGAGGAAACAGGCUGAGAGAGGAAAAAUGACUGUUCCAGGGUUACACCACAGUGGAGGGUGGGUCACAGGACAUGAUGCAGGGUCCAGGUUUCUGUUUUGAUCAAGUCUUACAUGCCCAUUCAGCCUCUAGGCCCCCCUCGCCUCCCUGCCCUCAUUCACAAGUGGCCCUGAGACAUGUGAACGCCUCCCUCCUAUGCAUCAGAAACCUUCUCCGCCGAGCUUUGGCGCUUUGUCCUCUGGCACACCUAACUAGCAUUGGCAGAGGAGAGUCUACACUCUUCCUCAUUCAGGGAAAAUGCUUUAAGAAAUCCUGCCUCUGUGCAGCACAGGAGCUGGAGGCAGCUCCCCAAGCAUCCCUCCCCAAAUAAAGGCUUAUGUACUAGUGAA
Nomascus leucogenys (northern white-cheeked gibbon) is the source of this 5359-nucleotide messenger RNA. RefSeq names its product carnosine synthase 1 (gene CARNS1). Gene Ontology annotation, biological process: carnosine biosynthetic process. Gene Ontology annotation, molecular function: ATP hydrolysis activity; carnosine synthase activity; metal ion binding. NCBI's taxonomy places the organism in Eukaryota, Metazoa, Chordata, Mammalia, Primates, Hylobatidae. The record is from RefSeq and is a predicted model, not a curated record.